AUGGACGAGGUGAUCCGGACCGUACGCCAACUGCAGGCUACACCUCCACCUUCCCAGGUCGUUCCAGCCACCCCACCACCUUCUACAUCACCCGGUCCAAUCAACAACGUACACCUGCCCCUCCCAGAGUGGAUUGACGGCACCCCAGCUCACUGUAGGGGCUUUGCCCUACAGUCUGACCUCCCCCUUGCACGUCAUGCCGGGAUGGCCUCCGAGAGGGACAAGGUGGCCUUGGUGAUUUCAGUGCUGACAGGCCAGCCUCUGGAGGAGGCGCAUGCCGUCUGGGAGAGGACGGUCUAGAAGUACAGUCCUAUGAGCGCUUCACCCAACUCUUCCGUUCCUUUUUUCGACCACCCAACAGAGGGCUGAGAGGGAGUUGAGAGUCUCCUGUGUCUGCGCCAGGGGUCCAGGACAGCGUCUGAGUACGCUCUGGAUUUCUGGACGGUGGCUGCGUCCACUGGCUGGAAUGACCAGGCCCUGUUGACGGUUUUCCGCAGCGGGCUACAGGCGGACGUCCAGACCGAGCUGGUCUGUCGCGAUGAGGACCUCACGCUGGACCAGCUCAUCACCAUGGCCACUCGCCUGGAUAAUCUCCUGCAUGCCCGUCGUCGCCCAUUCAAGGGGUUCGGGUCUCUCCCAGGAACCUCCAGCGAGACUGAGCCCACGAAGGUGGUCACGGCGCACCUUCCCCCUGCGGAAUGUUAACACUGUCAUCAAAGGGGUCCCUGCUCCUACAGCGGGGAGUCGGACCACCCCGGAACACCUGUCCCAGAAGGAAAACCAGACGUGGAAGCGACAGGAGGUCGAGGAGCAGUCCUGCACCUUCCCAGGUAGGUGUGGAUGUGCCUUGCUCCGCUCAGUCCACCCAGCUCAUCCUCCUCCCUGUCACCUUCCCUGACUAUCCUGGUCCUCCACUGAGUCCUGCCCUAGUGGACUCAGGAGCUGCAGGCAAUUUCCUAGACCGGUCAGUGGCCUUAUCAUUACGCAUUCCUCUAGUCCCUUUACAAUCCCAUACCCCAGUCCAUGCCCUAGACAACCAUCCCCUAGGAACAGGACUGGUGCGUCAGACCAUGAUUCCCAUUUCCCUCACAGUUAAUCACAACCACCAUGAACGCAUCACUUUCCUCAUCUUAGACUCUCCUGCACACCCCGUAGUUUUAGGUUUCCCCUAGCUACUGUUGCAUAACCCCAGUAUAUCGUGGACAGAGAGGAGGUUGUUUGGUUGGUCGCAGGAGUGUCAGGGGAGGUGUCUCUCUGUGUCAAUCUGUGCCACCUCCAUAGAAAGUCCGGACCAGGCCACCCACAUCCCUAUCCUAGAGGAAUACCGGGACCUAAAGGUGGCCUUGGUGACACCCAUUAUUCCCCUGUCCCGCUUUGUGGCUCCUGUUGUGUGGAAUGUGGACACGGACAUCCGUUGA
This is a messenger RNA of Coregonus sp. 'balchen', 1418 nucleotides long. NCBI's taxonomy places the organism in Eukaryota, Metazoa, Chordata, Actinopteri, Salmoniformes, Salmonidae. The record is from the annotation of a GenBank genome assembly.